ACCUUUUGAUGAGUUGUACAUCACCUUACACAUUGAUUUGUAGUUACUAAUACCAUUUUCUCAAUCAAGAAAAUAGGAAGAAAAGCCUUUUAAAGCAAUUUAUAAAUUGAUCAAACUAUGUAGUGAUACAAUGAAUAAAAAGUCAUCAUCAACUUCAUUCAAUCAAAACAAGAGUUUCUUUUCCAAAUUUCAACAGCACAUCACAGACAUUUAAAAGAAAAAAACAAAACAAAAAAGAAACAAAACAAAACAAUUGACAAAACAAUUGACAAGGAAUAAAAAUAAAAAUGAGGAUUUCAUCUCUCGAAAAAUAAGGAAACCUCACCCAAUUACCAGCUCUUGACACUAUACAUCAUUUCCCAUGUUACAUAAUGUGCACUGCAUGUGUUGAAAUGCUACCCUAUGCAUUUAAUAGGCAAAGAAAUGCAAAUUUCUGGGAUCACCGUGAUUUGGGUUUUCAUUGCACCAGGCAAUCUGUAUUAUGUCAACUCUAGUCCAAAUUGUCAUUUUCUGUGAAUAAAGCGUCAAGGAGACACAUUAAAAAAGGCAGUGGGUAACAGUUAAUGUACAUUUCUGAAGGGAAUGGUCAAAUAUUUUGGACAUGACUGAGUUCAAUGCUAGAAAUUCCUAUCUGAAUGAGAAGAAGCCCUUGGAGUGUUCAAUAUCUGCCCAGCAAGGGAAGGAGCCCACAGAAAAAGAUACAGGCACCUCCAUUUUUGUAAAUCAUGCUGUGCAUGCUUGGCAUGAGAAUAGAAAGAGGUGGGUUGGAGAUCAGUCGCGAAGGUCAAAAAGGAUAACUAAGGAUCCAAUUAUCAGGUAUAUUGUUGUCCUGAAGCUUAUGCUAUGAGAUGGAAGGAGUCUGUUGUUAAGGUCAUCGAUGAAGAUUUCAUGAUACAUUUGUGUCUAUUCAACUUUGAUAUUGUAUAUUUGUAUUUAAGUUGGUGCCUCCUGCCAACAUAUGAAAGCCACCAUUACAUAGCUCUGAAAAGGAAAGAAGAAAACUUCCUACUUUGUUUAGAGGGGCUAGUAGUUACCCUAGCUACAUGGAAAUAACUGUACAAACUUUCAGUUGCAGCUGGACAACAACAUAUGAGGGACUUCUCUCAACCAAUGAGCCUUUCUCUGAGGCAAUCCCUUUGGCAGAGAUGGUACACUUUCUAGUUGAUAUUUGGCAUGAGGAGGGCCUCUUUGACUAGAUAACAAAUGACAAAUAUGUAGGAAGACGGAAACUGUUGGAGAAUAUGGAACCUUCAUAGAACAAAAAAUUUAAUCUAAUCUCUUUUAGUUGAAUCUUCCAUUUUUUUACUCAUAAAGUAUUAAACGUUGUCUAGCAGCAGCAGAUCAGAAAUUGUUUCCCCAUUUCCCAUUAUAGUUACUGAUUGGAAUUUUGACUGAACCUGAACACUAUGCCUGGUUAAAAAUUUUCAUGUAUCCGAUCCCUCUGAAGGAGGUGCCAUUAUAAAAGGCAUUCAUAUAA
Molecule: messenger RNA, 1477 nt
Organism: Rubroshorea leprosula
Lineage: Eukaryota; Viridiplantae; Streptophyta; Magnoliopsida; Malvales; Dipterocarpaceae
Source: the annotation of a GenBank genome assembly